AUGGGUUCCUUCUUGUCUAAAGUGCCUGCAGGUCGUGACCUGAGAAUUGUGUUAAUUGGAAAAACUGGACCUGGUAAAAGUUCAAGUGGAAACACCAUUCUGGGCAAACAAAUGUUUACAUCAUUACCCCUGUCUACCUCAGUGACUGAUACAUGUAGGGUAGAAAGGGUUCAAGAAAACAGAUGGUUAAAUGUGGUGGACACACCAGGAGUGUUAGACACAGAUGGUAAUAGGAAACCAGGGUAUAUCCAAAGAGAAAUACUGAAGUGUCUUGAAGUCUCAUCCCCUGGUCCUCAUGUCUUCCUGUUGGUGAUGAAGUUGGAUACAUGGAGUGAUGAAGAUGAGAGAUCUGUUAAGCUCUUGGAGGAACUCUUUCCACAGGUCAACAAGCACAUGAUUGUGCUCUUUACUCAUGGUGAUGGACUUGGGGAAAAAACAAUACAAGACUUUGUAAGUGAUGGUCAUCCAAAUCUUAAAGACAUUAUACAUCGCUGUUCUGGCAGAUACCAUGUUUUCCACAAUAAAAGCUGGUGGAGAGAUCAAGUUGUUGAGCUGGUCAAGAAGAUUGAUGAAUUGGUGGCAGUGGAAGGGAUCUAUGACAAUCACCAUGUAGAUUAAGGAUAACAUUUACACCAACAUGAAAUGUACAUGUUUUUUUCUAAUAAAUAAACAUUGUAUAUUGAAUAUAUAUAUUGAAUAAUGUAAAUAUGACAACAUUUAUGCUGUAUUUAUUUUCAGUUAUACUAUAUGUUGUCGAUCGGUUAAUCCCAAAUGUCACAAUACAUGGGAAUGGUAUCUUUUACCAACAAAUUAUUGUCAACAAUAAAGUAAUGAAUAACUCACAACUAUUGUUCUUUAAGCAUCAUAAGUCAUGCUAUAUAUACUUCAUUAUUACAUAUUGCGAAUAUAAU
Molecule: messenger RNA, 911 nt
Organism: Oncorhynchus nerka (sockeye salmon)
Lineage: Eukaryota; Metazoa; Chordata; Actinopteri; Salmoniformes; Salmonidae
Product: GTPase IMAP family member 9-like
Exons: 2
Coding region: 1-618 (205 amino acids)
Molecular function (GO): GTP binding
Source: RefSeq, a predicted model, not a curated record